Molecule: messenger RNA, 1125 nt
Organism: Salvia miltiorrhiza (redroot sage)
Lineage: Eukaryota; Viridiplantae; Streptophyta; Magnoliopsida; Lamiales; Lamiaceae
Product: protein FAR1-RELATED SEQUENCE 5-like
Exons: 1
Coding region: 1-1125 (374 amino acids)
Biological process (GO): regulation of DNA-templated transcription
Molecular function (GO): zinc ion binding
Source: RefSeq, a predicted model, not a curated record
AUGGUUAAAGUUAUGGAUAAGGUUCCACAUCGACUUAAGAUCGAUUUACAGUUUAAAAAGGAUUUUAAUCGUCUUGCAUGGUCUGAGUUUACUGAGCCUUUGAGUUUUGAACGAAGAUGGAAUGAUUUAAUGGAGAAGUAUGGUUUGGUUGGUGAUAAAUGGUUUGAUUCUAUGUUUGCUCAGCGUAGUUAUUGGAUUCCUUUAUUUUUUAGAGACUGUCAUAUGAGUGGGUUAUUUAAGACAACGUCUAUGUCUGAGAGUCAGAAUAGUUUUUUCCGUAGGUAUUUCAAUAGGGGUGCAAAUCUGAUUGAAUUCUUUAUUCAUUUUGAGCGUGCUAUUGAAGCUCAAAGAAAUCAGUGUGAUCGUCUCAAUAGUGUUGAUGUUUCUUGUUUCCCAAAGUUGGUGACAGAUCUGGCAAUUGAAAGGCAUGCAGCAACUGUUUAUACUAGUGGGAUGUUUGUUGAGGUUCAAAAGCAGAUUGUUUCAGCUAGUUUCAGUUGCUGCAUAUUGGAGAUUAGGACUGGUGUCGGCGAGAAUGUUUAUGUAGUUGAAGAUGGUGAAAGUGGUAAAUUUAGUGUCACUUAUAAUUUGGCUGACUAUAGUUGCAAUUGUGAUUGCAAGCACUUUGUGAGGUGUGGUUGGCUUUGUUCGCAUGUAUUUUGUGUGUUGAAGAAUGUUAAGAUUCAGAGGAUUCUUGAUCAAUAUAUAUUAAAGCGUUGGACAAAAGGAAUUUGCGUUGGUGGAAGUACACAUUCUGGUGGGACAGAUACUCUCUCUCAGUUAUAUUCUUUAGCUUAUAGUUGUAUAGGUUUGGUUCAAGGUGAUUCUGUAAAGAUGGAGAAGUUAUUUCAAACUUUGAAAAGUGUGCAUGAUUCUUUGUGUGUGAAUAGUUCUAGCAGUUCAAAUGGUGAUCUUUUUAAUGAGUUUUAUGGUGGUGCACCUCCUGAAGUAGUUGAUGUUCACCCACCUGAUAUUGUGAAGACAAAAGGUAGUGGAAGUCGUUUGAAGUCGAGGAUUGAGAAGGCUUUAAGGGAUAAGAAUAAACCGAAACGAAGAUGUGGCAAUUGCAAAGAGAUGGUGAACCAUCAUGCUCGUAAUUGUGAUCAGGAACGUGCUAUUAAAUAG